AGUGAUAAAACUUAUAAUGAAAGAUCAAAUAAGCUUAUCAACAUGAAUAGAGUGUCUUAAAGGUCCGCCAAGGUUUGUUGCAUCAGUGCUCUGUUAACCUUUAAGUUCAGUGGUUGUACUCAUGGCAAAGUGGACGACGUUUUUACUGCUCGCAUUUAUUGCGUUGGAUAAUUGUGGAUGCCUGACAGGAGGCCAGGAUGCGAGGCGCUUCGUCUGUCUCCUAUCAAACCCUGCGAAUCAAUGCAGUGCGUACUGUGUUUCAGCACUGCAGCCAGUGAUUGAUCACAUCAGAAGGGAGCAGCAGGACCUAAAUACCUGCGAAUUAAAAUUAAACAAAACGCAGGCGACACUAGAUCGAGUAGAAAACCAGUUGACGGCGGCGCAGAUUAAAAUGGAAAGCAAAUGGACCAAUUUGACCCAGGCUAUUCCCCAGGACCUCGGGGAGAGGCUGCUUAGAAUAGAAGGCAACCAGACAGCUCUAGCAGGCGAACUCCAAGCGAUGAAAAACAGUACGGAGAGUCAACUGACCGCCAUGCAGGAUACACUAUCCAACGUUGACCGCAGAACCUUGCUGCAAAACUAUCAACGGAUAGGAACUAGAUUAUUUUACAUAGAACAUAACUUAUAUGUUAAUUGGUUCACAGCAAAUGAGAUCUGUGCUGAGAUCGGUGGCCACUUGGCGGCAUUCAAAAACGAUCAAGAGUUCAACGGCAUUGCCCAGCAACUCAAGCGAGAUAACUACUGGCUGGGCAUAUCGGACCCCCAACAAAAGGGCGAAUUCACAACUGUGGCCACCGGCAAGCGACCUCCCUUCUUUAGUUGGCGCUCUGAUGAACCAAAUUAUCGCAAGUUCGGUCGCAGCGACGAGCACUGUGUUUACGUGCACGGGGUGAUGAACUAUAUGGUAGUUUUAUCCUGUUUCACAGAUCUUUUUCAUUUCAUUUGCCAAGCAGACAAUGAUGUAUAGUGUAUCAAAAUGGAAAAACGUCAACAAUUGGCAUAUGAAGUAGUACCAGUUUUGUAGUGUAUAAUUUGGCGGCGUCCAAAAAUUGCUUUCACAAAAAAAUUACAAAAAACUUUGUUAAAAGAAAUAAAUACAUUUUGUUCUCGUGUCAUAUUUUUUAUGUUUAAAAAAAUACACACAUUUUUAUUCAUACAUAAAGGUAUUCUAAAAAUGUUUCUUACCCUUAA
This is a messenger RNA of Drosophila biarmipes, 1191 nucleotides long. RefSeq names its product accessory gland protein Acp29AB-like. The record is from RefSeq and is a predicted model, not a curated record. Lineage: Eukaryota; Metazoa; Arthropoda; Insecta; Diptera; Drosophilidae. Bases 122 to 967 code for a protein of 281 amino acids. The transcript has a single exon. Gene Ontology annotation, molecular function: signaling receptor activity.